This is a messenger RNA of Iphiclides podalirius (scarce swallowtail), 360 nucleotides long. Lineage: Eukaryota; Metazoa; Arthropoda; Insecta; Lepidoptera; Papilionidae. The record is from the annotation of a GenBank genome assembly.
AUGUGUAUAGAACGUGUUCGUCCCCGCUUGCGCUUACGCCUUGCGCGCCGGCGGGAGUAUCGCAACGUAAUGGGGUGGGCGAUUGCGGGCGGUACGCAUGCAGAGCACGUACCGCGCGGAGAAAUUACGCGCGUCGAUCCCGCAGGAUCGGGCGGGAUUCGGUCAAUCGAUGCGUCUCCCAGGGACCGGUGGGCGCGCCGCCGUCGCCUCGGUGAAACGCUCGCGAGUAUCUCCACUCAACAGUCCCCGGACGACGGCGGCCUGAAUCUGAAAUCAAAGACGGCUCGCUCCGGCAGAAGUGGAGGCGAGGAACUUUCGCGCCAUUCGCACAUUUCACACGUUACCAGGAAACCAUGGCGU